AUGUCGACAGCAGGCGGGUACAGGAAUGUUGCAUACUUUGUAAAUUGGGGCAUAUAUGGACGCAACUACCAUCCUCAGGACCUCCCAGCCGAGGAACUGACUCAUAUACUCUACGCUUUUGCAAAUGUUCGUCCAGAAUCUGGCGAGGUGUACUUGACAGACACAUGGUCAGACACUGAUAAGCACUACGAACACGACUCCUGGAACGAUGUCGGAACGAACGUGUAUGGCUGUGCCAAACAGCUUUUUCUACAGAAGAAGAAGCACCGCCAGAUGAAAUUGCUACUGUCGAUAGGAGGAUGGACUUACUCUUCCAACUUCGCACAACCAGCUUCGACGCCCCAAGGUAGAGCCAGAUUCGCUAACAGUGCGGUGGAUGUCAUGAUGAAUCUUGGCUUUGAUGGUCUCGACAUCGACUGGGAAUACCCUCAAAAUGAUGCUCAGGCAAAAGACAUGGUACUCCUGCUUGCCGAGACCCGCAAAGCCUUGGACGCUUACGCCGCCGAACACACACCAGGAACCCACUACCUCCUGACUGUCGCCUCUCCCGCAGGCCCACAGAACUACAACCGUAUGUGCCUCGCCGAGAUGGACCAGUAUCUUGAUUUCUGGAACCUGAUGGCGUACGACUUCGCCGGCAGCUGGGACUCGACCGCCGGCCACCAAGCCAACUGGCACGUCUCCCCUUCAGACCCACGAUGUACACCGUUCAGCACCGCCCAAGCGCUUCGCGACUACAUCGCUGCCGGCGUGCCCGCGAACAAGAUAGUCGUCGGUAUGCCUCUCUACGGACGCAGUUUCGCCAACACCGCCGGUCCUGGGUCAGCAUAUCAAGGCGUCGGGCAGGGGACGUGGGAGGCGGGUGUGUACGACUAUAAAGCACUACCCGCUCAUGGCGACGCUGUCCAAAACGAUCUCAGCGUGGGAGCGAGCUGGAGUUACGACCCAGCAAGCAGGUUGAUGGUCAGUUACGACACGCCGCAGAUGAUUGAAAUGAAAGCAGACAUGAUCAAAGAGAUGGGGCUCGGUGGGGCGAUGUACUGGGAGAGCAGUGGCGACCGAAAAGGAGAAGAGAGUUUAAUCUCUACAUUUGUGAAGAGUAUCGGUGGUGUUGGUGCGCUAGACCAGAGUCCGAACACGCUGCAGUAUCCGGCGAGCAAAUACGAUAACCUGCGUGCCGGCUUUCCGAACGAAUGA
Molecule: messenger RNA, 1197 nt
Organism: Ascochyta rabiei
Lineage: Eukaryota; Fungi; Ascomycota; Dothideomycetes; Pleosporales; Didymellaceae
Product: Chitinase
Exons: 4
Coding region: 1-1197 (398 amino acids)
Biological process (GO): carbohydrate metabolic process; chitin catabolic process
Cellular component (GO): extracellular region
Molecular function (GO): chitin binding; chitinase activity
Source: RefSeq, a predicted model, not a curated record